AUGGAUGAAGAAGUUGAGAAAAUGGCUGAGGAUGAUCGAAUAGAAUCCGGUUCAAAUCGUAUCCUUGGAUCUCAUUCUCCAGUUGUAUUCGGCGAAAUAGUCGCUUCUCAUGAUCGAUUCGAGGCUCAUGGAGGCGACAGAAACUCAAUUCGAACUCGGGUCCCUCCGACCGGUUCGGUACUGCGGAAAAGAAGUCGAGGAGAACGACGUGAUGUGGAAUAUCAGGAACUUCCCCUGGAGCCGCCAUCAUGUUUUGCGUACAAAUACGGAGCAUCUGACGACUAUCAAAGAGUAGAGCUGGAGACGGUUCGGGAAACGCGUGGAUCAUCAUUUGCUGCAAUGUCUUAUGGUGCUACGUAUCGGCUAUCUGUAUAG
Molecule: messenger RNA, 375 nt
Organism: Necator americanus (New World hookworm)
Lineage: Eukaryota; Metazoa; Nematoda; Chromadorea; Rhabditida; Ancylostomatidae
Exons: 2
Coding region: 1-375 (124 amino acids)
Source: RefSeq, a predicted model, not a curated record